This is a messenger RNA of Neoarius graeffei (lesser salmon catfish), 2472 nucleotides long. It is a transcript of the gene dgke, whose product is annotated as diacylglycerol kinase, epsilon. The transcript has 11 exons. Gene Ontology annotation, molecular function: ATP-dependent diacylglycerol kinase activity. The coding region runs from base 367 to 2070 and encodes 567 amino acids. Lineage: Eukaryota; Metazoa; Chordata; Actinopteri; Siluriformes; Ariidae. The record is from RefSeq and is a predicted model, not a curated record.
UGCUGGAAAGUGACCCCGCGCUCGUGCACUACUGAGGGAACGCGCUUCGGUUUGACACACACUCACACAAUGUGCGUCACGACUUCCGGUUCCGUGAAGCGCUGAGGAGGAAGCCAGUCCCACUUGAUCUGUGGCGGAUGUGAAACCGUUAACCGGACGCCGUUAUCAGCGCGUUUCUGAGGAGGAGGAGCCGGUGCGCGCGAGGUUCCUUUGAUGUUCGAGGCGCGUGCAGAGGUGCUGCUGCAGCUGCUCCGGUGAUGUUUCGUGCGCGCGACGGUGCGAGUGAUGUGACGUCAGUUUGGUCGGUGGCUCGCGCUGCGCAGACGGUGUUGAUCUGAUCCCGGGUUUUCUUUUCUUUUCCCGAACAUGGACGCGGAUGCGGGCGCGUGGAUCCCGCUGCUGCUGUGGACCGGGGUGUCGGUGCUGCUCCCGGUGCUCAUCACGCUGUGGUGCAGUGUGCGGCGCUCGGAGCGCGCGGUGCGCCUCAAAGACCUGUCGCGCGCGAGCCGCCACAGCUGGCGCUACACGGACCUGUUCGGUAAGCCCACGUACUGCUGCGCGUGCGAGUUGCCCGUGCUGCACGGCGCCUUCUGCGACUGCUGCGGCGUGUGCGCGCACGAGGCGUGCGCGCGAGCCGUCGAGCGCGCGCUGGCCUGCAAGGAGAUCGCCGCGCCGGCGCACGCGGACGGAGGCUUCCGCCACCGCUGGGCGCGCGGGAACGUCCCGCUCGCGAGCUACUGCGCCGUGUGCAAACAGCAGUGCGGCACGCAGCCCAAACUCUGCGACUACAGGUGUGUGUGGUGUCAGACGACAGUUCACGACGACUGCAAACCGGCUCUCGGCGAUGACGAGCGCUGCGAUUUGGGCGAGUUCCACUCCAUCAUCAUCCCUCCCUCGUACCUGUUUCAUCUGAACAAGCUGCGGCGCAGACAUCCGGACGAGUACUGCAAGCUUGCAGCAGUGUGUGGAAGUGGGUGGAGCCCCCUGCUGGUGCUUGCUAACACACGCAGCGGAAACAACAUGGGCGAAGAGCUGCUCGGAGAGUUUCGAACCCUACUCAACCCAGUGCAGGUAUUCGACCUGUCCGAGAUCGUUCCUGCCAAAGCCCUGCAGCUGUGCACUCUGCUGCCCCCUGGCUGUGUGCGUGUGCUGGUGUGUGGAGGAGAUGGUACCGUGGGCUGGGUGCUGGAUGCCAUCGAUGUCAUGAAACAGAAGGGUCAGGAUCAGUUCAUCCCCCGUGUGACCAUCCUCCCUCUCGGGACGGGGAACGACCUGUCCAACUCUCUGGGCUGGGGUUCGGGUUACGCCGGUGAGAUUCCUAUCGAGCAGGUGAUCAGGAACAUUCUGGAGGCUGAACUGGUCAAGAUGGACAGAUGGAAAGUUCAAGUCGUCUCCAAAGGAAACUACUUCCGCAAGCCAAAGGUUUUGUCCAUGAAUAAUUAUUUCUCUGUGGGUCCAGACGCUCUGAUGGCCCUGAACUUUCACACGCACCGAGAAAAGACGCCGUCCUUCUUCUCCAGCCGCAUCAUCAACAAGGCGGUGUAUUUUCUCUAUGGAACCAAAGACUGUCUGGUGCAGGAAUGUAAAGACUUGGACAAAAGGAUUGAGUUGGAGCUGGAUGGAGAGCGGGUGCCGUUGCCCAGUCUGGAGGGCAUCAUCGUGUGCAAUAUCGGCUACUGGGGUGGAGGCUGCCGGCUGUGGGAGGGGAUGGGAGACGAGCCGUGUCCUCCAACACGACUCGAUGACGGGCUGUUGGAGGUGGUCGGGGUGUUUGGAUCGUUCCAUUGCGCUCAAAUCCAGGUCAAACUCGCCAACCCUGUCCGACUGGGCCAGGCACACACUGUGAGGUUGGUCCUGAAGAGCUCGCACAUGCCGAUGCAGGUGGACGGAGAGCCGUGGGCUCAGGGCCCGUGCACCAUCACCAUCACGCACAAAACUCAGGCGCUCAUGCUGUACCACAGCGCUGAGCAGACUGAUGAUGACGAUGACGAAGAGUCCAGCGUCUCGGACGCUGAAGGACUGUCAGUGAAGAGUGUUCAUACUCCGAAGAAGAGUUCAGAACCUCACUGAGGCUGCGGCUGCGUCCCAAAUGCAGAUGUGGUGGUCUGCUCUGGCUAUGUAAUUAAAAGUUUUUUUGUUUUUUUUUGAAUAUAAGUUUUUGCUGACUGACGUUCACACGGUUACGUUUACAGACCUGCCGACCUUCAUGCGUUUUAACAUCAGAGUGCGCCGGAAUGAUUCAUCACUUGAUGGUCUCUUUACCCUCAGGUUAAAAACAGCACAUGACCCGACUGACGUGAAUCUGUAAUGAUUAAUAGUCACAUAGAGGUGAAGAGGGCGGCACGGUGGUGUAGUGGUUAGCGCUGUCACCUCACAGCAAGAAGGUCCGGGUUCGAGCCCCGGGGCCGGCGAGGGCCUUUCUGUGCGGAGUUUGCAUGUUCUCCCCGUGUCCGCGUGGGUUUCCUCCGGGUG